AAAGGCUAGUAUAAGGCUAGUAUAGCCAAUAAACCAGGAAAUCUGGCGUUCUGGAUUUUAUUGCCACCUUAAAACAAUCUGUGGCUAGUCAAUUAUAAUUAUGAUCAUAAUUCUUCAAGUGAGUCAUCCAGCUUCCCAUGGGCCUGUUUUGCAAAUUAAACAGUGCUUUCAAGUGGGGUUUUCUGUUACAGCAAGCCUGGGGAUGCAGUCAGUCCUGAUGAUACCUUAUAACAGACUAAGGAUCAUGAGAAGAAUGCUGGGACCUAACAUCAAAAUUGCUUCUGAGAAGAAAAUGAGAGCAGAGGCAGAGUCACUGGCAGGGGUUGAUAACCUUAAGUCUGAGCUUGUUCCAUUCACCACAUUCCCUGUCAUGGAAGACACACGGUUGAGAUUAAAAACGUUCCCAUGUGCAGCACCCCAUGUGCAGCACCCCAAACCUCUGGGAUAAGAUUGAAAGUAUGCUCAACUUUAAUGAUGAUGCAGAGAGAAGAGUGCACCGACUAACCUGGAGGGAGGAUACCCGAGAAUGAAAUCUGGGUAAAGCUGUGUGGAGACAAGGGAGGAGGGAGCUUCAAGAUGAGUUUUCAAAUAUGCAAUGUUGAUCACCCCAACUCCCCUGUCAACACCUGUGCUUUUUGCGUGUUUGAGGCGCCUGAUAACAUAACAAACCUCAAAAUUGCACUGGAGCGAUUUCAGGAUCAGGUGGACAACCUUCACAAGAGAACAUGGAGAGGAAACACAAUCCGGGUCUUCCUAAGUGGCGACUAUGAGUUCUUGUGCUAUAUGUUUGGGCUGUCAGGUGCUUCAGGUCGACAUAACUGCUUGUGGUGCUUGGUGACAUCGGACCAACUGAAGAACCCUCCCGCCAAUAUUCCGAGCAGAAGUACUGAUAGUAUCGUACAAGAUCACCAGAGAUUUCUUGCAGCUGGAGGGAAACCGAAAAAUGUGAAAAAUUUCAACAACUGCAUCAGAGAACCAUUCUUUAAGGGUAUUCCUUUGAAUCAAUUGCUAGAAGAUGAGUGCCAUGUGCUGGACGUGGCUGUUUGAGAUGAGGAGGAUAGUUGCGACAAGGGGGGCCCCAGUUACUCCAACUAUGUGGGCGACGUUACUAGAGCGAGGAUCCUCAAAGAUGAGAUAGACAGGUUACUAUCCUUACA
Halichondria panicea is the source of this 1157-nucleotide messenger RNA. RefSeq lists its product as uncharacterized. The record is from RefSeq and is a predicted model, not a curated record. NCBI's taxonomy places the organism in Eukaryota, Metazoa, Porifera, Demospongiae, Suberitida, Halichondriidae. The transcript has 6 exons. Bases 577 to 1047 code for a protein of 156 amino acids.